CUUUGAAGCAUAACCUGCUUCCAGGACCCCCUUUGCCGUCUUUGCUUGUCCCAUUCAAACCGAUCUCUCGCUUAGGACACGUUGCGACCUUGACCGAAAGAGUUUUCCACAACAUCUUUGUUUUAUCUUUAGCUAUAUUAAAACAGUAUGUAUCAGCCAGGACAGGGCGGAGGAGGGGAACAGCACUUGCAGCAUGGCUACUACCAGCAAGGACCCCAGCCACCUGCAACCCAGCAACAGCCCAUGCCAGGCAUUCCCAACGCCAUGCCUCCAGCACCUAUGAGUGGUCAGAUGCCACCACCUCACACCUUUAGCAUGCCCCCGCCGGGUCCUCCCCCACCGGGACCGGGGCCCUUCGUUGCCCCAGGUCCGCCCCACGGCGGCCCCUUCAUUCCGCCGCAGCAAGCAUACGCACAGCCAUACAACCCAGCGGCGUACCACCACCAUCCGCAGCAACCGCAACCUCAGCAGCACCACACAGCUUACAUGCCGCAACAGCCGCCUCAGGCCCCUCAAGCUGCCUCAGCUGCAGGACCCUCCUUCGGUGUGCCCCUGAACCCGCUGGGCCUUAUGGCGGCAGGCAACUUGUUCAGCGGCGGUCAGAGCUGGGGGCAGCAGUACGUGGAGCGCAUGCAGCAGCGAGUGGGGUACUUCACCGGGGGGGCGCUGCACUUCCACUUCGCCAUCAACAAGCAGUACGUCCUCACCAAGCUGCUCAUGCUGGUCGCCCCCUUCCUCAAGCAAUGGACCUAUACCCGCCAGCCCGAGCAAAUGCAGGGCGGCGCCGCCUUCAAGCCACCGCGCGAGGACGUCAACUCGCCCGACCUGUACCUCCCCCUGGUGGGCCUCUGGACGUACACGCUACUGGUCAGCGCCGUACAGGCGGCUCACGGCAAGUUCAAGCCGGACAACAUGUACCCCUUGGUUUGGAGCGCCGGCAUGGCUUGGUUCGUGCACCUCCUGGUCGCCAAGGCCGUGCUCCGUGCCAUGGCCCUGCCCGCCUCCGUUCCCUGGCUCGAGCUGGCAGCCUACACCGGCUACCCCUUCGUGCCCAUCUGCCUUGCUAUCGCGGCGGGGCAGCUGGCGGGGUGGUGGGCGUACGUGGGGGUGUGGCUGUACGGGAGCACCUGCAUGGCGGUGUUCCUGGUGCGGACGAUGAAGAGGGUGAUCUUCCAGGAGACGCGGGGUUACGGUCGCGACCUCACGUUGGUCAACUACCUGCUGUUGGGCCUGGCGCUGUUUCAGUUCCCGUACGCCUUUUACCUGGGAGUGAGGCCGUGAGGGGCUGUGAGGGGCUUCUCAGUGGGCCGCGAAGGAGGUGUGGAGGAAAGAGGAUAGGGAUGUUAAGGGCUUCGUUGGAAGAGGGCUAGCGCCCCAACACGCGGGCUGUGUUAGGGGGGCUGCAUGGUGACUGUUGAGCAACACGUGGAGCCUUCAUUUGCUUGUCUAGGUGGGGCGUGAGUUGGGCCGACGAAGAAUGCUGCCCUGUGGGGGGGAAGCUGCUGUUCAGUAGUACGGCGGGUGCGCGCAUGCAUGCUGGUGGUAGGUAGAUACCGGUAAGGCAAUUGUGUCCCUGUGGGGCUCCCUGGGGGCAAGGAGGGGAACUGGUUGCUCCCCUUCCGGUUGUUGGUAGGGAAAAGCGGUUGGAAAGCGGUUGUAGGGAUGAGGGAAGGGAAGGCGGUUGGAAAGCGCCGUCUGUCUGAAGGUGCAGGGACGGUUGUACCGGCAAUAUGGGGUUCUAUUUGGGUGGACGUCACAGGCGUGAUUGGGGGCAACAAGGACGAUCGCAACAGAGGAGACGAAUGCAAGGUGUCUGGGUGGAACUUGGUGACAAAAUGCCAGAUG
Messenger RNA from Astrephomene gubernaculifera, 1845 nucleotides. NCBI's taxonomy places the organism in Eukaryota, Viridiplantae, Chlorophyta, Chlorophyceae, Chlamydomonadales, Astrephomenaceae. The record is from the annotation of a GenBank genome assembly.